Dendrobium catenatum is the source of this 801-nucleotide messenger RNA. Its product is annotated as FCS-Like Zinc finger 5. The transcript is spliced from 2 exons. The record is from RefSeq and is a predicted model, not a curated record. Bases 77 to 613 code for a protein of 178 amino acids. Lineage: Eukaryota; Viridiplantae; Streptophyta; Magnoliopsida; Asparagales; Orchidaceae.
AAUUAUUAUAUUUCGCCCUGCCUGCUCCAUCCCGGCCAAAACCCUCUCUCUCUCUCACAAUCUGCGACAAAUCAAGAUGUUAGAAAGCAAGAGACCGCGUUCGCCUUUGCCUUUGAGGCGGACGACAAGCAUGAAGGAUGUGUCGGCGAAGGACGGGCCGCCCCCGCCCCCGCCCCCGUCCGACCAAGAGAUUCCGGCAACCGUCGACGAAAAUAGGCAACAGCGGCGGCGGAGGGUGGCUGAAGUCCAGAAGUUAGAACGGCGGUGGAACGGAACUGAUUCGACGGUGGCGCCAUCGGUGGAGAUGCUUUCAUCAUUGGGAUCUGCAGGAGGCGCCGGCGAUUUUCCGGCAGCGACGACGAUAAAGCUUUCUCCUUUCCUUGUGGAUUGUUCACUCUGCAAGUUGCAUCUCCUCCCCUCCUGCGACAUCUUCAUGUAUAGGGGUGAAGCCUUCUGCAGCUUGAAGUGUCGUCAGCAGCUGAUAAAUCAUGAUAUAAAGAAGGAGAAAUUGAAGUUAUUCCUCUUCUCCAUGAUGAAGAAGGCCUCUGCUCAGACGAACUCUCAGGCAUCUAAGGCUUCAGGAAAAGCUGAAGAAACAAUGGCUGCCGCCUGAGAAGAAGAAGCUUAGCUUCACACCUUACAUGCUUAGAAGAUAGCUUAGAUUUUUUUUUUUUUUUUUUUGGGUAGUUUGAGCUGUUCAUAGCUUCAGUACUGUUCUCUUCUUCGUUUGUUUCAUUUUCUAUCUAUUAUUAUGCAUUAUAUUCAGAAAAUAUAUGAAUUUUAGGUAUAAAUUAUGAAGCU